AUGGCCAUAAAACAGUUGGAUAUUUUUCGAAAAAACCAUAAAGUUAAUUUAGGUCUAAGUAGUUCUGAUAUCAAGCAAAAAGUUAAACAUAAUGUAAAGGAAGUGGAGCAUUUUUCAAACAUUGAAGAAAAUAGCCUACAAGCGUAUAUAACUCAGUAUAAUUCCUGUAAUAGUAUCGGCAUUAACAUCACCAUUAAUAACAAUUUUCCAGACACUACCGCUACUUUACGUACUAUUAUUAAUGACAAAAAUGGUUGGCGCAGAUUUCAUAUACUACACUUAUUGCCAACUAUGAUUCCUGCAACGUCAUUGAUUAUUCACUCAUGA
Messenger RNA from Ambispora gerdemannii, 327 nucleotides. NCBI's taxonomy places the organism in Eukaryota, Fungi, Glomeromycota, Glomeromycetes, Archaeosporales, Ambisporaceae. The record is from the annotation of a GenBank genome assembly.